AUGGCAACGGGGCACAGUCCAUGGACUGGGAGCUCACUGCCUGCUGUAGGCAUGGUUUCAGCAGUCGUAGCUUUAGCCGUUAAUCAAAUAAUAGGCAAAAUGGCCAUGUCCAAAGGCACCAGCUUUUACAUUCUGUCUGUCUAUUCUAAUGGUUUCGCCACUCUUUUUCUUCUUCCUACGGCUUUUCUCUUCCACAGGUCAAAGCGGCCAAAAAUGUCGUUUCCUGUUAUGUGGAGAAUUUUCUUGCUUGCUUCUUUUGGAUGUUUCGCGGAGAUUGGUAGUUAUGCCGGCAUAAAUUACAGCUCGCCAACUCUCAGUACAGCCAUGUUAAUUCUUGUUCCGGCAUUUACAUACCUUCUUGCCAUUUUUUUCAGGAUGGAAGAUGUAAAUUUUAAAAGAUUUAGCACCAUAGCGAAGUCUUUGGGUACUCUGGUAUCCAUUACAGGAGCAUUUAUUGUGACAUUUUAUAAGGGGCCCGCUAUCCUUAAUUCACCAUUGACAUCCGGAUCGUUUACGAAACUCUACUUGCCCUCGUCACAAAAUUGGGUUCUUGGAGGAUUUUUGCUUGCGUGUGCCUCUUUUAUGACCGCAUCGUGGUGCAUACUACAGGCCUCAAUAUUGAAGAUGUAUCCUGCAGAAAUGAUUAUAGUUGCUUUCUACUGCCUUUUCGUAACAAUGCAAUCUUCAUUGGUGACUCUGAUUGCAGAAAGAGACUUGGCUGCUUUGAGAAUUGAAACAAAGAUUGGAUUAAUCGCCAUUUUCUACGCGGCUAUCUUCAACAUAGCAUACAGGCUUUAUGUUACUGCCUGGUGCAUUUGGAAGGCUGGUCCAUUUUUUGUUUCCUUGUUUAAGCCAUUGACGGUCGUCAUUGCUAUUCUUAUUGGUGUGAUCUUCAUGAAAGAUGUUCUUUAUCUUGGGAGUUUGAUUGGUGCAUUGGUGUUGAUUCUUGGUUUCUAUGUGGUGAUGUGGGGAAAAGCGAAAGAAAGAGAUAUGAAUCUGGGAGUUGAAUCGCUUAGCUAUCGGGCUCCCCUGUUGCAAGAUUAUAAUAUCCGAGAAGCAUAG
Messenger RNA from Striga hermonthica, 1062 nucleotides. Lineage: Eukaryota; Viridiplantae; Streptophyta; Magnoliopsida; Lamiales; Orobanchaceae. The record is from the annotation of a GenBank genome assembly.